AUGACAAAAGAGUGGCUGCCGAGCUUUGACCCUCAGGACGAGCCCUUUUACCAAACUAUCGUCGAGGCCCUCGAGGCUGACAUCGACAGUGGGCGGCUGGCGCCGGGCUAUCGCCUGCCCACCCAGCGCCGCCUCGCCCAGCGCCGAACGGCGCGGGCUGAUCCGUGGCGAGGGCCGUCGCGGCACUUUCGUGGGUACGCCAGAGACCGGCCGCUCGACCUUGGCGUCAAUGGCUCCAGGCGGCGCUAUCGAUUUGGGGGUCAACUAUCCGACCUACUGCUUCGAUCCGACCUCGGUCCGGUGCUCAGUCGGCUGGCGGUGGACUCGAGCCGCGGUCAUCUUCUGCGCUAUCCGCCUCCGGGUGGCUUUCCCGAGCAUCGCGAGACCGGUGCCGAGUGGCUGAAGCGGUUCGGCGCCGAGGUCGAGGCGGACAAUGUGCUGGUCACUGCCGGCGCCCAGCACGCCAUCAUGGUAGCCAUCGCUACGGUCACCCGACCGGGCGAUACGAUUCUCUCCGAAGCCUCUACAUUCCCCGGCAUCAAAGCGGUGGCCGACACCCUCGACCUACGUCUGCUCGGCGUGCCGAUGGACCGGGGCGGCCUGCUACCGGACGAGCUCGAAGCGUUUUGCAAGCGUUAUUCGCCGCGGGCUUUGUACUGCAAUCCGACCCUCAACAAUCCGACCCAGACCACCCUCGACGGUGAGCGCCGCCGGGCCGUAGUCGAGAUCGCGCGGCGUUACGAUUUGUUGCUGGUCGAGGACGAAGUCCACCGAACGUUGGCGCGGGAUCCGCCGCCGUUACUGGCUAAGUUGGCCAGCGAGCGGACCUUUCUGUUGACCUCGUUCUCGAAGGCGGUGGUGGCUGGCUUGCGGGUUGGCUUCCUGGCGGUGCCACCGGUCUGGCGCGAGCGCACCGCGGCGACUUUGCAGGCGACCCUGAUCGGGGUAUCGCCGCUCAAUGCCGAGGUGUUUCGCUGCUGGCUCGAGGACGGCACGGUGGACCGUACCGUCCGCCGUCGGCGGCGCGAAGCGCGGGUCCGCCACCGCCUGGCCGCUGAGCUGCUCGACAAUUAUCCAGUCGAGGCCAGCGGCGAAGGCCAUCUGCUGUGGUUGCCGUUGCCGGAGAGUUGGGCGUCGGCCGAGCUCGCCUUGGAACUGCGCCGGCGCGGUGUGACAGUGGCGUCGGCCGAGACCUUUGCGGUGCCGCCGUCAUUGCCGGCAAGAGCCAUCCGUCUUUGUCUGGGAUCUGCCGAGCAGUCUGUCCUGAGGCGCGGCCUCGGCAUCGUCGCCGAGGUGUUGGCCGCGCCGCCAAGUUGUGGCCUGGCGACGCUUUGA
This is a messenger RNA of Nerophis lumbriciformis (worm pipefish), 1335 nucleotides long. The record is from RefSeq and is a predicted model, not a curated record. Lineage: Eukaryota; Metazoa; Chordata; Actinopteri; Syngnathiformes; Syngnathidae.